UAAACCUCUUUCGGUAUUUACAUGUGGACGCUGCAUUGACUUUCUAAAACAGGCAUGUGCUGACACUGUAGAGGUGAACAUUAGUUUAAUGUUAUAUUAUUUUGCAAUAUAAGUAAAACAACGUUUAAAUUAUUUGACGGGAGUUGGAGGGAAACUCAUUGUCGAAGGGGAACACGUUAUGUUGCGUUCACUAGAUUUUGGUCUGGUGUAGCGUGAUGAUGGCUGCCUCAGUGCUGUGUCAGCGAUUGCCCAGGUUACGCUACUUUCAAGGAUGGAGAAAGAAUUUUACCCACGCUCAAAACCUCAGUGGAAAAACUGAGGAGGAGACUGAUGAGCAGGAGACAAGGAAGGGGACAGUUCAGGGCCAGGAAGCCUCACCCCUGGGAGAAUACAAGCUGUAUUGCAGCCCGUCUUCAUAUCAUCACUUUGUUCCGAAUUCUGCAACUUUGCCAAGCCAAACAGAUAAUGAUGAGGACGAACGGUGUUCCUCAACUCUUGUACCUUCCUUCUGGCAACAGAGCAAUCGGUACAGUCUUAGUUGCUCGCGGCACCUUUCCAGUUCAAACAACACACUCCUUGACUUGGCGUUCAACAAAAGUCCUGAACCAGAGAUCCCCUCAGUGUCAUCAUACUACAAAAAACCCAUAUCUCCAGAUGUCAAAGUACAUCCACGUGGUUUCCACAAAUGCCGGCCAGAGUAUGCUGACAUGGCUCUUGACCUUUCCCAGCGGCCUCACCUAAUGGAAUGGGAGCAGGCCAACUCACUGCUCCAAAAAGUUGCUAUUUUAAAGGGCAGUAUGAAGCCAUCUGAUGUGUCUCAUUUUCUUUUGGAACUCAGCCGCUUACACCCAGACGUGAUGCCAUUACUGUGGCGUAACCAACGCUUCACCAUGCUUCUCCGAUAUUCUGUGGAAAACCUACGCCUCUUCACUGAUAUGCAGCUGCUGGGAGUGCUGCAGUCCUUUGUGUGGCUCGAUAUGCCAUCUGUCCAUCCUGUGCUUGGGCUGUAUGAGACCGAGCUGAGCCGCCGGGCCAAACAGAUGACCUUACACCAGUUGCUAUUAGCUGCUGAUUUGUGGGGCUGUAUUGGGAGGAAGGUACCCCAGUUCUUGCAGCACCUAUAUGAGGUAGUCCAUCUACAUUUAGGACAGGUGGGGCCCCCUGAAUUAGUUCAGCUGUUGUAUAUAAUGGGAGAAGGUAGACAUUGUCCAGUAGACGUAAUCCAUCCUGUACAGCAGCUUCUCAUGCGCCAUUUAAAAAAACUUUACCCUGAAGAAAUUGGAAUUGUAUGCUUGGGGCUCUUUAAAUCUCAAUCCUCAAUAUCUCAGAAUGCAUUGACAUGCAUUGUUGAUAAGGCACACUCUCUUGUGAAAGAAAUGAGUGACUUUGCCAUUGUGAAUGUGCUGAAAAUCCUACGUUUCAGUUACCUGUAUCACAGAGCAUGGAUGGAGGCCAUGUUAACAGAAGUUCCUCGACGGGCUCCCACUAUGGGUGUCCAGGGACUGAUGCAUGUGGCAUUGACCUGUUCGGCAUUGCAUUAUCGUAGUGAUAGCAUCCUCACUGCUGUUGCUGAAAGAGUGCCCUCACUAGUGCCACACUGUAGGAGUAAAGACUCAUGCAAACUGCUAUGGGCCUUCGGCACAUUUACUUUUCUCCCAGUUCAGAGUCCAAGCCUCUAUACAAGCCUGACAGAAGGCUUGAGACAGAGAAAAGCAGAGUUUCAACAAUACCCUGAACAUCUACUUACUGGUCUACUAGGACUUGCCUUUGUCUCACAGUUCCCUGAAGACUUAAUUUCAUUAGCUUUGAGCCCCGAGUUUAUCCAGCUAGCGCUGAAGUCAUCACAGCUGGAGCUGAGAAGAGACUGGCUCACUUUAGAUGGAGCUGUGGCUCUGGAGUUGCCUCACUGGACUGGGCCGCGGCUAAGCCUCGAAAUGAAGGAGGAGAUUGCUGAGCAGUUGUGGAAGUUUGUGCAGUCAGAUAUUUGCCACAAAAUUGAGAUUCAGGAGGCAGAAUCUGCUCUGCAAGAUCUUCUUGGAGGAGAGCAAUUUGUAUGUAAGAGAAUGAUUCUGCCCCACUGUCGCACCAUUGACCUGGAAGUACAUCUUGACUCCACUGGGCAGCCAGUAGCUGUUAACCCAACAUCCCACACAACCACAUUAUGCCCUAAGAACAGUUCACACAAACCAACUUUUAACCAAGGUUGGGGGAAAAUAGAUAAAGGAGUGAUUAUAACUGAGGAACUUAUAGCACAACUAACAAACUCUAAAAGUGCCUCAGAAUCUUCCUCUCCUAAGCCUAUAUCUAUCUGUGGAGGAAAGCCUGAUGAAAAGAGAAUGAUUGGCACAGGGCUUGAUCUAACAAGUGACCUUAUAGAAACUCUUACUAAACACAGCAGCUCAGAUUUGGUCCCACACGAUAACACAGGCGUAGUCAAACUUGCAAUUCAGGUCUCAAGCAGGAAUCACUAUUGCUGCCAUUCACAGCAGCUUUUGGGUCUUCAUGCCAUGAAGAGACGUCAUUUGAAGUUGGCUGGUUACAGGGUUGUAGAGAUUACCCCUCAUGAGUGGUUUCCCUUGCUGAGGAAAAGCAGGACUGAGAAGCUGGCGUACCUGCACUGCAAAGUCUAUGAUUAUCUGUAACAACUGUCUGACCCCCCCAGAGCCAAAAGAAAACACAAACUAUGAAGACACUAUGGCUUCUGGGAGUGACUUAUUUUGUUUGUGUAAAACACAGGACAUGUUUGGUCCAAUGUUGCUUUAUCUCCACAAACCACCGCCUUUUGUACAUAUUUGGGAUUCAGUCAAAUUGUGACAUCUUUUUGUUUAAAAAAAGAAAAUAAAUAAAAACAAGUUUUCAAAAA
Molecule: messenger RNA, 2863 nt
Organism: Solea senegalensis (Senegalese sole)
Lineage: Eukaryota; Metazoa; Chordata; Actinopteri; Pleuronectiformes; Soleidae
Gene: fastkd5
Product: FAST kinase domain-containing protein 5, mitochondrial
Exons: 2
Coding region: 216-2642 (808 amino acids)
Biological process (GO): mitochondrial RNA processing; regulation of mitochondrial mRNA stability
Cellular component (GO): mitochondrial matrix; ribonucleoprotein granule
Molecular function (GO): RNA binding
Source: RefSeq, a predicted model, not a curated record